Microdochium trichocladiopsis is the source of this 568-nucleotide messenger RNA. RefSeq lists its product as uncharacterized. The record is from RefSeq and is a predicted model, not a curated record. The transcript has a single exon. Lineage: Eukaryota; Fungi; Ascomycota; Sordariomycetes; Xylariales; Microdochiaceae. The coding region runs from base 81 to 545 and encodes 154 amino acids.
AGGGCGUCGUCAGCUCUAAUUAUACCGGAGAAGCGGGCCAUGUCUGAGCCUCACGACGGGGGCUCGUCUUGGUCGCCCAGAUGCUGGUGGCUCUCGGCAUUCGCAACGGCCUACGCUUCAAUUUUCUGGGACGAGCUUUGAUUAUCCGCAAAGUUGCGGCCGCGUUUCAUGAUACGGCCUUGGCUGCGCCAGCCGGCUGUCAUGAUCGGAUCGCCGUCAUCAUCGCAAGUCUGAGGCGAUCGGUCACGCUCCCUGGCCCUAUUCCUGGCCUACCCCAGAGUCGAUCGGUGUCACUUCCCCUUCUGGCAUGCCUCCUCUUGCCCUGGUCGUGCACAUGCCUGACUGCGCCGGACGCCAUUGUAAGCUGCGGCACCAACAUGGAGACCGUUGCACGUUGCUCGUCGUGCCCAUUCUCCACGAAGACAGACAUGUUUAUUUUGCUCGUCAGAUUUUCACAAAUGGAAAAUGACAGGGAUCACGCGUCGAGCUGCGGCACGCGGCACGGCGAGAUGUGCCUUGUCGCUGCCCCUGUUGUUGCGGUGUAGGGCCCUGGGACGCAAUAGCCGAG